UUUCAUCAGAGCAGCGAUGCGAUUGGUCAGCGUGGCGGGGCCGCGAGUGCGCAGGGCGGCCAAGGAGGAGGAGAGGGAGAGGGAGCCUCCACCUCAGCAACCCCCCUCCCACCACUCCAACCAUCAGUUCAACAGCAUGAAGAACAAGUUCUUCAAUGAGCUCACCCACCUGCCAAAUCAUAAACUCAACUUGCCCAUGUGGGCUGUAGGAGCCAUUGUGGUCGUGGUUCUUGCUCUUGUUGCCUGUCUGGGAUUCUGCAUCUACAAGAAGUGCUUCAACAAGGGCAAGAAGCCCAAGAAGGUCCGUGAGAGGAAAGGAGGACGAGGGCGCAGGAAGAAGGAGAAGGAGGGCGAGGAAGGAGAGGACAAGAAGGAGGGAGAGGAAGGAAAGGAAGAGGAGGAGAAGGAAAACUUUGGCAAACUGGAGUACACACUGGAUUACAACUUUACUGAAAACCAGCUGAUAGUGGGCAUCCUCCAGGCUCAGGACCUUGCAGCCAUGGACAUGGGUGGAACCUCUGACCCAUAUGUCAAAGUCUACAUGCUGCCGGACAAGAAGAAGAAGUUUGAGACCAAAGUCCAGCGCAAAAACCUCUGUCCCGUCUUCAAUGAGACCUUCACCUUUAAGAUACCAUACAGCGAGCUGGGAGGUCAGACUCUGGUGCUACAGGUGUUUGAUUUUGACCGCUUUGGUAAACAUGAUGUCAUUGGCGAGAUCAAGAUCCCCAUGAACUCUAUAGACCUUGGACAGCCUAUACAUGAAUGGAAGGAUCUGGUUGGAGGAGAGAAAGAAGAGCAAGAGAAGCUGGGUGAUAUCUGUAUUUCCCUUCGUUACGUCCCCACGGCUGGUAAGCUAACGGUUAACAUCAUGGAAGCCAAGAACCUGAAGAAGAUGGAUGUCGGAGGAUUGUCAGAUCCUUUUGUUAAGGUGGUGCUGCAGCACAACGGGAAGCGACUGAAGAAGAAGAAGACAUCAGUCAAACAAAACACUUUGAAUCCUUACUUCAAUGAGAGCUUUAGCUUUGAGAUCCCCUUCUCCCAGAUCCAGAAAGUCCAGGUGCUGAUCACUGUGUACGACUACGACAAGCUGGGCAGUAACGACCCCAUCGGCAAGUGCUGGAUCGGAUACGGUGCCACCGGUGUUGGGCUACGCCACUGGUCAGACAUGCUAGCCAAUCCCAGGCGUCCAGUCGCCCAGUGGCACACGCUGCUGCCAGAGGAGGAGGUGGAUGCUGCUCUGAAGGCCCCCAUACGUUAAACACAGUCACACACACAUACGUCUGCAUGGGAGGGAGGGGGACCUCUAACUUGAAUAGUAAUCUUUAAUGUACUUCAGUUCCACCGUCAUGUGUGCUUUAUAUUGUUUUGAAUAAAUACCAUAAAAAUGUCUACAAACACAUUUUGUGUACACUUAAAUAUAUACUAACCGACAGUAUACACAGUGCAGCAAAAUGUUUGUGCACUGGCUCACGCUAAUACUGAAAAGCUGCACCAUUUAGGCUGACAGACUAACUAAUUAAAUGAGUAGUUUUCCUUACAAUGAAACUGAAUCUCGUGAAAAAUUGGCACCCCAUCAAUAUUUAUUUUCUUGGACGCCUUUCAUGUAAUCAAUGUCCUAUUUGUCUACAAGUUUAAAAGAUUUUUUUUCAUUAUAGCUAUACUGUAGUAUUGUCAGAUGAAUUUUGCUAUGCAAAAAUAGGAAAACAAAUGAUUUCCUUCCGUUACUGAAUCUUACAUAUCUUCUUAUAUUUUUCCUUUUUCCAUGUUUUCCCCUUGUCUAAACUGGAUUUUUCACGUGAAUGUAUUUAGUCACAUGUUUUUACUGUCUCUCUGUGACUCCAUCUGUGCUUGUGUUUGAAUGAAAUCAUGCUUGGAGAGUACAUAUCAAUGUGUGUGUGUGUGAGAGUGUAUGUUGUGUAUCAUAAAAAAAUUAAAAGCUGUUUGUGGUUUCAAUUUCAAUACCUACCAUGUGACUGUAAAUACUAGCCGAAUAAAUAAAACAUUU
Messenger RNA from Scatophagus argus, 2005 nucleotides. It is a transcript of the gene syt5a, whose product is annotated as synaptotagmin Va. The record is from RefSeq and is a predicted model, not a curated record. The coding region runs from base 17 to 1258 and encodes 413 amino acids. Gene Ontology annotation, biological process: regulation of calcium ion-dependent exocytosis; cellular response to calcium ion; synaptic vesicle endocytosis. NCBI's taxonomy places the organism in Eukaryota, Metazoa, Chordata, Actinopteri, Scatophagidae. Gene Ontology annotation, molecular function: clathrin binding; calcium-dependent phospholipid binding; calcium ion binding. The transcript has 9 exons. Gene Ontology annotation, cellular component: dense core granule; axon; synaptic vesicle membrane.